Darwinula stevensoni is the source of this 3868-nucleotide messenger RNA. Lineage: Eukaryota; Metazoa; Arthropoda; Ostracoda; Podocopida; Darwinulidae. The record is from the annotation of a GenBank genome assembly.
AUGAGAAUUGCAAGGAGUCCAACAGAAGAAAAAGAUGAGAAGACAAUCAUUGCCACAAGCCAUAAACCAUCAGAAGAUGAAUCCAGAGGAGAGGAACUCACAUCUCCUGUCAUCACCCGGCGGAGACGCUUCUUCAUUUUGGGAACAAUCUUACGUCCUUGGAGAUGGAGAUCAAAAAAGGAGAAGAAAUCUUCCUCUACUGAAGGAACCUUCAAGAAGAGUGCCUCUAUCUCUGGCAAUCCAAGCAGGAAAGGGAAAGCUCCUCGCCAGUUUGCAUCUCUUGACUUGGAAGGGGGUGGGAAAGGUAACACAGAAGCAGAUGGACAUCAAGAAGGGCAGGAGCAGGGUGCCAAAAGUACCAAUCCCCCUGAUCUGUUGCUCAGGGUGCCUUCACCUUGCAAUGCCCAUUCCAUACCAAGCAAAUUACCUCCUGCCCCAGUCUCAGAACAUUCUCAUCAGUCAGAGAGAGAGUUGAUGAAUCAGCCUUGUAGGGGCAAUGACAUGCAAUCAACAGUCAACUCUCAUCCUUUUCCCCCCCCUCGACCAAAAUUGCUUCAGGUUCUGCCUGUUGGGGUUCUUUCUCAUCCUGCCAGGAGACCAACAUAUCAUGAUGAUCUUCCAACCAAACCCUACAAAGAUGAGGUUCCAGUCCGUGAUCCCUCUCCACUGCCCCCUAGUAAUCUUACCAAUUCAAUCUUCCAACUGCCUGAACCACCAAUUCCUGUGUCAGAAAUUGGACCCAUUCCUCCUCCUCCCAUGUUUUCCUCUGAAUACUCUACCCCACCACCACCACCGUACUCUCAGAUUCACCAUGACAGAUACCAGUAUUCCAUGAGAAUGGCAGAUGACAGGGGUAUAAAUGAAGAUCAUGAGGGACACCAUGAAUGGGAAGAAGAGGAAGAGGAAGAACUUUAUGAAGACUAUUUUGAAGAGGGCCAUGUGGAAGAAGUGCCUGCAAAGGAGCCACGGUUUGAUGUCCAGCCCUUAAAGUCUGCCAUGAAGAAGAAGAAGCAGCCUCAAGUGCCUGAUGUGAUCCGAGAAUCUCCUGCUCAUACCCCUUCACCCUCCCCAAUCAGUGUACCCCUGAAGUUUAGUGCUGCAUGCCUGGGGGGGAGGCAAAUGAAGUCACCACCUCCACCCAUUUCACUCCCUUGUCAUGAUGAUCCUGAAGAUGUUGAUCAUGAUGACUAUGGAAUGGCUACUCGUGCUCAGUGUCGUGACACCCUGGCUGUGAAGUUAGCUCUCCGUCCUGACCGUCAAGAACUCAUAGAAAGGAACAUCCUUCAUCGACAGUCAGAAGAGGAGCGGAAAGAGUUUAGGGAUGCUGUCGGUGUUCAAUUGACAAGGCGGCUCAGUUUGAGACCAACAGUAGAAGAUCUUGAGAAUAGGAAUAUCCUAAAGACCUGUCUACCAGAAGAAGAGUUGAUGCAAAAGGAACAAAGGAAGAUUACCUUGUUGAGGAAGCUCAGCUUCCGUCCUACUAUUGAUGAACUGAAGCAAAGGAAAAUCAUCCGGUUCAAUGAUUACAUAGAAGUGACUCCAGCACAUUCAUAUGAUCGGAGGGCUGAUAAGCCCUGGACCAGGCUCACACCAAGAGAGAAAGCAGCCAUCAGGAGAGAACUUAAUGAAUACAAGAGUGGAGAGAUGGAAGUCCAUGAAGAAAGUCGUUCCAUCGACCCUGAUGUGUUGAGUGGGUGAGAAUACCUGGGACCAAAGUGCUGUUUUCUCCUAUCCUAAUCUCUCGUCCGUGCAGCUGUGAUGAUCCAGACUUGAGGAUUCCCUGAAGGCCAGUCCACAUUCAUUCAGGCUUCAUGCUUCAUCUAGUCAUGACGAGCACUGUACUCUGUGAACACUAGACUAUUAUGUUCGGGACCACCAGAAUUCUCUGGCUGCAGUGGAUGCAUGGUGGCUUUGUGCCCUGUUUGCCAGCUCCUGAGCAAAAACUUAUGUACCCCUCCCCAUUGCAGGGUUUCUACAAAGUUUUAACAGGUUUCAUUUUUUUAUUUUGAUUCUUGUUGAAGCUGUUUGUUCAUGCUCUGUGAAACUGACUGUUUCUGCAAUAGCAUGGAUUGUGGGCACUGCUAUGACAGCAGUAGAAGAAAGGAAGGUUCAUGAUUUUUAUGGUUUUGCAUUAACAUUUCCAUUUGGCAGGGAAUGACAUCUGUUCAUCAAUGGUUAUAAGCUGUCAUGCUCCUCUAAAGCUCCUCUUGCUCUGUGAUCCAACUCUUUUGCCUGAACUACAUGCCAAAGAUAAUCAUUCCUUAGAUUUGAAUUUGGCCUGCUUGCCACUCACGGUUUGCACACAGGCUGACUGUACAUUGGGAGUUCCUGUGCAAUAGAGCAGUUGACUUCCUCAUAGUAGCAUCAGGAAGAGGUGGUAGUGAAUUCCAUGAUUGAAUCUCUCAAUUUUAUGAAAUAUGAAGAAAAUGAUGUUACUAGCACAGUUGGAAUGUGAAAGUUUUUUUCUUCAUUGCAGGUAUAUACUAAUGUAGUAUGAUAGCUUUUUGGAGAGGAGACAGUUCUCAAAUAUUCAGUAUACAUCUUAAGGCAUUAGAGAAUCAGAGAUACUUGUCCCUAAAAGCUUUAUGAUACAUAUUGUGUGAGGAUAUGACAGUGCCAGCGGCUUUAUGUUGUUCCUCAGUGAGGUUGAUGUUCCCUCUUCAGGAAUUAUUUUUCGAUGUCAAUAGUUUUGCUCAUGCAGAAUCUCAAUUUUUUGGUAAAGCCAUGUUUCAUUUGUUAAUGCCUCAUGUGUGGUGGCCUUUUUUUUAAAGGGGAAAUACCACUUUUCUGCAGAGUUGUUUCAAGCAAUGUUUGUGCAGCAGCAGAUUUUUGAGACAUUAUUCAGUGCCAAGAAUUUCAGAGGUAUUUAUGUCAGUCUUCACGUCACUCACAGAUAUUUAGUCAGUCAGCCUUAAAAAUGGGAAUUUUUUUGCUCCCAUGGCUGUAUUCCUCAUGCUCACUUUCAUGUAUUCUCUUUUCAAUUGCAACUGUGAUGUCUGAACAAAGCCCUUCAUUGCUGUCUCCCCUGUAUGAGGUCUGCCCGUGCCAUCCCAUAGGACAAUCAGAUUUUGUGCUGGCUCUUUGUUGUUAUUCAGGCCUUUCGAAUGGAUCUCACUGUAUCAAAGUGCAACUGAUGAAUUCUACAAUUCAGUAGCUGAAGUUGUGUUGUAGUUACAAUGCUUUUCCCAAUCCAUUUCAUCCUGAAAUCCUGGUAGUUGCAUUGCAUGCCAAUUGAUUUUCCUCAAGGUACUUUUCUCCCUUUCCUGUGGCACCUCAGACCUCCCUGCUCAUAUCCAGAACAUUGUGUCUCCUGUCCUUUUAUAGUCUUUCUUGUUUCUUUUUGUAAGGUCAUGUAUUCCUUUUGAAUAAUUGAACUUGUGUACAUCCCAACAAAGGACAGUUCAUGACAGAGUUCAAUUCCCCACUUGUGAUGUUUUCAUGCUCAACAGAGCAAACAAGGGCAUUCUCAACCUGUGUGUUAUUUCUGUGUAAUAACUGGUGUGAGCAAAUGAAGGUGAAAUGUAACUCUGUCAGGGGCUGUACUUGUACUCAUCCCAUGCAGGCAAUAUGGAAGGAAGGCUGUCAUUAAAGCUAUGAUAUCUUUUGUUGGAAAAGCUUUCCCAAUGUCACUGCUGUUCAGAAAGGCAGAAUGUUGGAUGCUUGCAUCGCCUAUCCUUCUCACCUGGUUAAGGGUGACACUGUGAUCUCUUGUGUAUGAGAAGUGAUUGGAAGGUGUCUGUCAUAUAGUAGCGCAUUGGUUCUACUAGUCUUCACUCACAAUCGUACAUUUCAUGCCAUCCGCAAGGUAUAUUUUCUCGAAAGAGUGUAGUUCCAACAGUAAGAGACCUUGUUCGCUUAUGGGUGUGUG